Salvia miltiorrhiza (redroot sage) is the source of this 1447-nucleotide messenger RNA. Its product is annotated as WRKY transcription factor 72A-like. Gene Ontology annotation, biological process: regulation of DNA-templated transcription. Gene Ontology annotation, molecular function: DNA-binding transcription factor activity; sequence-specific DNA binding. Lineage: Eukaryota; Viridiplantae; Streptophyta; Magnoliopsida; Lamiales; Lamiaceae. The record is from RefSeq and is a predicted model, not a curated record. The transcript has 4 exons. The coding region runs from base 54 to 1331 and encodes 425 amino acids.
CAAGUUUGGGGCAAACAAAAAUUCAGAUAAAGCAAGUUUUCAUAGGUAGAAGCAUGACUUCCAGGAAUAUGUCUUCAACUCAUGACAAAGUCGAAGAAACCCUAAAUACAGAAACAUUAUCGAUCCAGGAGGUAAAUAUGACAAGAGCCAAAUUGAAGAUGGAAGAAGUUAGAGAAGAAAACGAGAUAUUAAAACUCAGAUUGUCACAGGUUAUGAAAGACUACAAUUCUCUAAAAAAACAGUUAAACGGCAUAACUCAAGAAGAUGAAUCCAAGAAAUCAACGAAUCUGGGUUCCUUGGCUGCCUCCUCCGACGACGAUGAAUCCGAGUUGGUUUGUCUGAGUCUGGGGAGAUCUUCGAGGAAGAAGAUCAACCUUGAAAAUGAUAAACUUGAACUAGGCCUCAAUUCUAGAAAUCUGAGAAGUGAAAACAGCUUAGAUGAAUCCAAGGAAGAAGGGAGCAGCGACGUGCGAUCGUCUCCCAAACAUUCAAGGAGUAACGGAGAAGAUGAGAUUUUGCAGCACAACCCUUUGAAGAAACCUAGGGUUUCUGUAAGAGCUCUUUGCAACACUCAAACGAUGCAUGAUGGAUGCCAAUGGAGGAAAUAUGGACAGAAAAUAGCAAAAGGGAAUCCAUGCCCCAGGGCUUAUUACCGCUGCACUGUCUCCUCGUCCUGCCCUGUCAGAAAACAGGUGCAAAGAUGUAUAGAUGACAUGAGCAUAUUGAUCACCACCUAUGAAGGAACUCACAACCACCCUCUCCCGGCCUCGGCCGCCCCCAUGGCCUCCGCCACCUCCUCAGCCGCCACCAUGCUCAGCUGCGGCUCCACUCCAUUCGGAUACAACUUCCCUCGCGCCACCAUCUCCUCAUCGCAAUCGCACCCCACAGUCAUCCUCGACCUCACCGCACCAAAAUCAACAACCCUAUUUUCCAACACACGUUCUUCCCCAACUUCAUUUAACUUCUCAUCCAAUUUUCCCGCCAUAAACAACGCCACGGCGCCGCCUUAUUCCCAGCCCCCCUUGUUUUCCGGCACCCAGAAUGAUCAGAAGAUUGCUGCGGCGAUCGCCCACGAUCCCAACUUCCAAUCGGCGUUAGCUGCUGCCUUCACAUCAAUUGUUGGGAAUAAUAAUAAUAAUGGUGGGAUGAAUUUUCAGCAUCUGAAUUUUGCGCAGGCGUCAACGAGUAGUGCUGGUUGUGCAGCAAGCUUCAUGAACAGAUUUGGUCAACCAGUGAAUUCCCAACAGGCAAAUUUUGCUCCGUUGCAAAUGGGGGAAUCGAAAUCCCGAGCUAUGUCAGUGGCAGAUGAGGGAGAACAGAUGAAGUUAUGAUCGAUCCACAGGAUUUUCUUUUAUUUUGGGAUUUCUGGCGCGUGGUCAUAUAUACUGUAAAUAAGGAAUACGCGUUUUGGUAUGCAUCCUCAAAUGAAUCCACCGUUAAAACCUAA